Schistosoma turkestanicum is the source of this 4463-nucleotide messenger RNA. The record is from the annotation of a GenBank genome assembly. Lineage: Eukaryota; Metazoa; Platyhelminthes; Trematoda; Strigeidida; Schistosomatidae.
GUUUGGAAUUUGCGCAAAUGAACUAAAAACUAAUUAUCAAGUAUUUGUAAAUAUGCAAGAGGAAUUAGGACGAACCUCAGUGGUAGCUGACAUGAGAAAAUUGUUCAUUGAAGCUGUGUCUCAGACAUCCCCGGAUUUAAACGUUAAUUCAAAUUUUGAGUUGCAGUUUAAAUUUCUCGAACCGAAUCCUUUGUUUUUCCUUGAUGUAUCAAAUCCACAUGAACAAUAUUUACGAGUGAAUUCUCGCGUGAACAGAGAAGCAGUUUGUUCACCUGAGCAGUUAUGCUGUUCAACAAGUAUUAAUUUUAGAGAAUAUGACAAGCAAACCAUUUCAGUAGAUACAAAACCAUGUAUUAUAGUUCUUUUACUUCUGGUUGAUUUAGUAAAUAUCCGUGACAGACAAAAUAGUUUCAAAGAAUCUAUUUUACAAGUUAAUAUACAUGUUUUAGAUAUAAAUGAUAAUGCACCUGAAUGGAGUGCUCCUGAAUCUCUAACAAUUUCUGCUCAACACGUAAGUAAGAAUUCAGUUAUACAUCAAAAGUUACUUGAACUUAACAAACUUAUCCCUAAAUUGGAUUUAACUAUAACAGAACAUACUGACAUAGGGACACGUAUUGCUUUGCCUCAAGCUACUGAUCCAGAUGCAAGACCAGAGAACACGACUUCUAUGUAUGGAAUUUAUGGACAAACAACAAGUGGAGCCUUCUCCUUAGAUUGGGACAGAUUACCUACUGAUACUGGUUCUUCAUCUCAUAAUACUGGGUCCGGUUUGUGGUUAAGGAUAAAUAUGGAUCUGGACUAUGAAAAUCAGACAGUGCAUGAAGUUCUGAUCUAUGCCUCGGAUGCAGGUAAACCAACACCGUUAACAGGAUAUCUGUUUAUAAAUAUAACAGUGACUGAUAUUAACGACCAUCCACCAUUGUUCUUAAAGCGAUCUGAUGAAAUUUGGGUUAAAGAACAUUCACCAGUUCGCACACAAAUUUAUCGUCCAGUUGUAAACGAUAAAGAUGUUACAGAUAGAUCACGUCUAAAAUUUGGUUUCUCACCGUCCAUUUCAGCUGAGACAAAACAAUUAUUUCAAAUUGAUAGAAUGACUGGAUCAAUAUCGAUAUAUGGCCAAGUCGAUUUUGAACAUACUCAUAAACAUCGUUUACCCAUAUUUGUUACUGAUGGUAAGUGGACAGAUGAGUCAGAAUUAACAGUAAAUGUUAUGAAUUUAAAUGAUCAUGUACCAAAAAUUCAGUUGCACUCUCCACUGAAAUUUGAACAGAAUGAUCGAAGUUUUUAUUAUGGUAGCACAUUGAGUGAUGGCCUACAGCCUACACGAUUUCAUUUAACUAUUCUUAUCAAAGAAAAUGGUCCACCUGACCAACUGGUCGCUACGGUGACAGUUACUGAUAAAGAUUUAACUGCUGAACUCCGCGCAAGAGAACUAAAUUAUGCGAAAUCAUUAAAAGAAAUGCCAACUGUCUUUUCCCAACAGUCCCUAAUAAAGUCACUCUCGGAAAUGAACUACUCACACAAUCCCGGACAACCACAAAUUCAUGAACCAGUAUGUAAAGUAAAUCACAAAGCAUUUCAUAUUACUCCACUACAUAUAGGUGAGAAUUUGAUGGAGAGCGGGAGGCUGAGGUAUAAAAUUAAUUUAGCUGGAGUUUCCUUGGACAGAGAACAAGAAGCUAAAUUUUUUGUGCAUAUAGAAUGUCAUGACAGUGAUGACUACGAUAAUGGAUAUCCGUUCAAUACAAGGAGUGACCGAGCUAUGUUACAUAUAUCGGAAUACAAAAGGCAUACAUCAACAGCUAUUUUAGAAGUUAUCGUUGCAGAUGAGAAUGACUGUUCCCCAGUUAUUAAGGGAUCUUUAACAGGUACUUUAGAGGAGGGGGCUCCUAUUGACACGGUUAUUCUUAAGAUAAUUGCUGAUGAUGCUGAUGACCCAACAACGAACGCUGGAAAUUUGGGUCUUCGAUACAGACUACUUGGUGAAGGUAAACCACAGUUUACUAUUAAUAAACAACAAAAUUCUAAUGAUGGACCUGCAAAAAUGAGAGAUUUGAAUUUACCACCACAACCAUGGUUUCACUUGAACUCAGUCACCGGUGAACUGAAGGCUUUAGUGAUUUUUGACAGAGAAAUAAUCAAGUCAAUUUCUUUGCCUUUCGAAGUUCGUGAUGGAGGGGAUAACAUAAAAGCAAUACCCAGCAUAUUUAUUGAAAACUCUACGACAAAAGUUAAUAGCAUUAAUGCUACCAUAACAAUCGAUAUUCGCGACAUUAACGAUUGUAUUCCGUCGUUCACUCAACAAAUAUACGAAUUCAAUAUUAGUGAAGACGCAAGACCACCUGUACGUAUAGGAAAAAUUGAAGCACAAGACUGUGAUGUAGAUGAGGUUAAUAAAAACCUAAAUUAUUGGCUUCAAUCAGUACAUCACUCAAUGCUUGCUGAAAAAUCGAAUCUUCCUAUUGAAAAAGAAUAUAUUUUUAAAAAUUCAAGCUAUCUUUCAGCACAUUCUACUUUAAUUAACUGGUUUUCAAUAUCAAAGUCCGGUGAUUUAUAUUUUCGUAUGCCACAACUAAAUUUUCAACUUGGUGGUUCUAGUUUUAUUGAUCCAUUAAUGCCAUUAGAUCGUGAAAAAUUAGAAUUAAUCAUAAUGGAUUUACUUGUUAAAGACAGUGGUAAACCAUCUUUAACUGGAUCAGCACAGAUUGUGCUAAGAAUACUAGACGUGAAUGAUAAUGCACCAGAAUGGGAAUUCCCAAGAGUUCAACAACGAAUGAUUAAUCUUAGUACGGAUGCAGCUGUUGGACAUAGGGUUGCACAAUUAAUUGCUACUGAUCCAGACGAAGGUCUACGAGGAAAGGUAACAUACAAUUUACUCAGUGGUAAUGAAGGUGGACAAUUUGAAUUGGAUUCAGAGAGUGGAUGGUUGUAUUUAGCUCAACCAAUAACAACUUAUUCUUCAACAGUUGAAUCUAAUGAUGAUACUACACAUAAUAGUAAUAGUAACGGUCAACAUACUAAUCCUAAAAGAUGGCACUCCAUUACAACUUCAAUGUUUCGUUUAUAUUUACAAGCAACUGAUCAUGGUGUUCCGCCAAAAACGUCAUCAUCUGUUCUGGAUAUUUUUAUUCAAAAACCAUUUAUUUCUUCAUCACUACUGGUAAAUGGACCACAAAAAUCUCGAUUAAAAAUUUACGAUCAAAAAAGCCAUACAGUUUAUAGUAAUAAUAAUAACAAUGAUAAUAAUAAUAAAAAUAAUGGAAUGAACGAUUAUGAAACAGAAGAAUCAGUGAAAUUAUCAACACAUUCUAUAAAUAAUGAUGCAUCCAAUUUAUGGAGUUCUCAGUUGCAUCAAUCUCAUAGAGGUCUAUUACUUUCUUCCGAUUUAUUAAUAUUAAUUGCUAUGGUCAUAGCUACACUAGCUGCACUUGUUUUAAUUUUCAUUCUAUUCGUAAUCGUUCGAUGUCGUAGUGUAAAAGCUCAACAAACAAUACGAACAACAGAAUCACCAUAUUCUUUCAAUGAUUCUCAACAUAAUCGAAUGCAUAGUCAACAAUCUCAGUCGACUAGUUCUACACAACGUAAUAAAAAAUGGCAUAUUAAUUUUGGUACAUCGUCAAAUGAUUUUAAAAGAAAUAAAUUUAAAAAAGUGCUUCCUGAAUCGAAUUUCAGUUUAACUCAAUGUAUACGUUCACCUCAACAUGAUUGUACAUUGCCUUGUCAUAAAAGUCAGACAUUAAGAUCAAGUUGUCUCAAUGGAACAAGGUAUACUUCAGAACAAGUGAAUCAAGAUGACGACUGCAGAUUAACUCCAUUGCUAUUUACUGGCACUUCAAUGAAAUCAGAUCAUCAGUCGGAUGAUGUAACAGUCUACUCAACGCGCAUUCCAGUAUCUCUUUCACUUGUUUCUUCUAGACCAAACAGUUUGGACGAAAACUACAAGUCCAAUGAUUACAGUAUCUUACUACAUACUGGACAUUUUAUGGAACCUCAACCACAAUGUACUCACCGUUAUUUAAACAAUGUUCAAUCAUUCAAACAAAUUUACGGAGGAAAUGACAAUGAAAAUUGGCUUCGACCUAAUCCUACUUGUACUUUAUUAUCAACUAGACAACCUGUUUAUUUAGACAAUAAUAAUAACAACAAUAAUACAGCUAGCAAUGUUGACAAUAAUGUGAUUUCACCGAAUAAUUUUACUUUACGUAGUACACCACAAAUCACUGUGUGUUCACUUGAUGAAACUAACGUAGAUAAUGAUGAUAGUCAUGUUAAUGCUAAUAAUAAAAUGAAGAACAAUUUAAAUGAUCAAACAAAAUCUAUUUGUUUAACUGGUAAUGAACAGCAGGUCAAUAAUUCAAUUAAUCAAAUCUAUACACCAUUAAAAUAUAAUCAGCAUUCCGCAGAUAUAACAGAACAAAAACCUGCUCGAGAUAAUCAUAAUUCCAGUUUUGUUUAAAUAAUUU